Rhododendron vialii is the source of this 749-nucleotide messenger RNA. Its product is annotated as universal stress protein A-like protein. The transcript has 4 exons. Lineage: Eukaryota; Viridiplantae; Streptophyta; Magnoliopsida; Ericales; Ericaceae. The record is from RefSeq and is a predicted model, not a curated record. Bases 93 to 626 code for a protein of 177 amino acids. Gene Ontology annotation, molecular function: AMP binding.
ACUGUGUGUCCAAAGGUCGUUGUCGAAUUCCACACUCCUCGUGAACAAUCUCGACGCAAGAGAGAGAGAGAGAGAGAGAUAGAGAGAGAGAAAUGGAGGUAGGAUCGGAGCCUACUCGGAUAAUGGUGGGAGUGAACGAGUCGACGAUCAAGGGCUAUCCUCAUGCUUCCAUCAGCAGCAAAGGAGCUUUCGAGUGGACCCUCAAGAAGAUCGUCCGCUCCAAUUUCUCUGGCUUCAAGCUCCUUUUCCUCCACGUCCAAGUCCCCGACCAAGACGGUUUCGAUGACAUGGAUAGCGUCUAUGCAUCACCUGAUGAUUUUAAGAGGAUGAACCGCAAAGACAUGAUAAGAGGGCUUCAUCUGCUGGAGUACUUUGUGAAUAGAUGUCAUGAACUUGGGGUUCCUUGCGAAGCAUGGCUUAAGAAGGGUGAUCCUAAGGAAGUAAUCUGCCAUGAAGUGAACCGAGUCCAACCAGAUUUCCUUGUUGUCGGAAGCAGAGGUCUUGGCCCUUUUCAGAAGGUUUUUGUUGGCACUGUGAGUGAAUUUUGUGCCAAGCAUGCUGAUUGCCCUGUCAUCACUAUCAAACGCAAGGCUGAUGAGGCUCCUCAGGACCCGGUCGAUGACUGAUUGAACCGUGAUAUGCUUUGUUCUUGUAGAUGUCUUGUAUAUGAAAUUCUUCCAAGUUUGUUCUCCAAUGUAAGAGUAUACUUCUUUUCCGGGAAAAUAACUAAUCAGAAAAUUUAACUUCCA